AUGAAGAUGCAGAGGUGGAAAGAAGCCCUUACAGAAGUGGUUGGUUUGUUUGGGUUCACUUUAGGAGAUAGGUAUGAACCUAAAAUUAUUCAAAAAAUUGUUCAAGAGGUUUUAAGGUCAAUAAAUGGUAAAUAUUUAAAUGUUUCCAAGCAUCCGGUUGGAAUUGAGUAUAGAGUACGGGAUGUCCAUAAUAUGCUUCUAAGUGUGGGAGUGAAUGAUACACGCAUACUAGGUAUAUUUGGAAUUGGUGGAGUUGGUAAGACUAGUCUCGCUAAAGCAAUCUACAACUCAUUUAUUGAUCAGUUUGAAGGUAGUGGCUUUCUCGCAAAUGUUAGAGAAACUUCAAAGCAAGAGAAUGGCUUAAUUCAAUUGCAAGAGACAUUUCUUCGAAAAAUACUUGGAGAAAAAAGUUUGAAGGUUGAAAAUAUUGAUGAUGGAAUCAAUCUCAUAAAGGAGACGGUUUGUGGCAAAAGGGUUCUUUUACUUCUUGAUGAUGUGGAUCAGUUGUUCCAAAUUAAUAACUUACUUGAAGAAUGUGAUUGGUUUGGUUUUGGAAGUAUAAUCUUUAUAACAACAAGAGAUGAACAUUUAUUAACUAGUUAUAAUGUUCAUUUACGACAUAAGGUGAAGGAAUUGAAUCACGACGAAGCUUUUCGCCUGUUUUGUUGGAAUGCCUUCAAAAAUGAAAAACCUCAUAAUGGUUUCGUACAAAUCACAAAAGAUGUGAUUCGCUACAAUGGGGGUCUUCCAUUGGCUUUAACAGUGCUAGGCUCAUAUCUACAUAAUAGAGACAUUCAUCAUUGGAAAAGUGCUUUAGAGAAGUACAAAAGAAUUCCUCACAAUGAUAUUCAAGAAAAGCUUAGGAUAGGCUAUGAUGGUUUGGAAGAAAAUGAAAAGUGUAUUUUCCUAGACAUUGCAUGUUUCUUUACAGGAGAGAAAGAAGAAUAUGUUACUAAAAUACUUGAUGGUUGUGGUUUCUUUCCAAAUAGCGGUAUCAAAGUACUAAUGGAUAAGUCUCUCAUAAUCAUUGAUGAGAGUCGCAAAUUAGUCAUGCAUGACUUACUCAAAGAUACGGAUAGAGAAAUUGGAACAAACAAAAUUCAAGGCAUAUUGAUAGAGUUGCCUGAACAAGAUUUUAUAAAGUUGAGCCCUGAAGCUUUCUCGGAGAUGAAAAGGCUUAGGAUAUUUAUAAAUCGUAAUGCAAACUUUACAAGAAGGCCUAAUUAUCUCUCUAAUGAGUUGAGACUGCUUGAUUGGCAUGGAUAUCCUAGUCAAUCUUUCCCAUGGAACUUCCAUGGAAAUAAACUCAUCAGUUUAAUAAUGGAAGAAAGCUUGAUCAAAGAAUUGGGAAAUGGAAUGAAGAACUUUCAGAAUUUGAAAACUAUGAAAUUUGUUAGUUGUAGAUUCCUAACAAAAAUUAUUGAUGUGUUGGGACUCCAGAGUUUAGAGGCAUUGCAGAUUGAGCGUUGUGAGAACUUGGUUGAGAUACAUCAAUCUGUUGGGUUCCUUGAUAAACUCGACAAUUUGAAAAUUAACAAUUGUCAGAGCCUUGCUAGUUUUCCAAGAUCCCUAAAAUUGAGAUAUUUAAAAAGUCUUGAUCUUCGUUUUUGCAAAAGGCUAAAAAAGUUUGCUGAAAUUGAGAGUGAAAUGAAAUGUUUGACAAUUGUUCUAUUAGCAGGCACUACUAUAUAG
Molecule: messenger RNA, 1692 nt
Organism: Carya illinoinensis
Lineage: Eukaryota; Viridiplantae; Streptophyta; Magnoliopsida; Fagales; Juglandaceae
Product: disease resistance protein Roq1-like
Exons: 4
Coding region: 1-1692 (563 amino acids)
Biological process (GO): defense response
Molecular function (GO): ATP hydrolysis activity; ADP binding
Source: RefSeq, a predicted model, not a curated record